UCACUUUACUCAGCCAGAGAGCACGUUUUCUUCUCUCUCUGCUGCUGCUGCUCUCCAUCCAUCUGUCUCUUCAUCUUUUUAUUCUCUCUGUCUCUCCAUCCAUCUCUCCUCCUUGAUUCCCUGUUCCCUCUCUUUUCUUUGCAUUUUCCUGUUUUUCUUCACUUUUUUCCUCCUCUUCAGAAAUCUUGAAUGUUCAGCACUUGUUCAGACUGGAGUUUCGUGACCCAAGGAAGAAGAUUUAUUUCCUUUUUAUUUGCUACUUUGAGAGAGUUGGAGGAAGGAGCGAGGCGAGACCCUAAUUUGUGACAAUAUGAGGAGCUGAUCUCCUCUUCCAGCUUUUCUCCAGCUGUUCGUCCUGUUGUUCUUCAUUCAUUGUUUUUUUUUUACUCCAACACCUGGAAUGCUUAAUGUGGACUGAUGGAUGUUUCUGAACUGUGCAUCCCAGAUCCCCUCUGCUACCACAACCAGUUGCUGACCAGAAUGCCCACUGACGACCGACAUCUGCCCUCCAGCUGUGGUUCUUACGUCAAAACUGAGCCCUCCAGUCCGUCUUCCUCACUCGUAGACACCGGCAGCCAUCACAGUCCCAGCGGCAACUCAGACGCCAGUAGCGGCUACAUUAACGGCAGUGGCGGACGCUCCCACAUCUUGGACUCACCUCCAAUGUUCAACCCGGGCAUGCUCGGUGGCGGCAGUGCGUGCUUACGCCGUUAUGAGGAGUGCUCCGGCAGCAUGGCGGACGACUCGCCAAUUAAGUGCGAGUACAUGCUCAAUGCCAUUCCCAAGAGGCUUUGCCUGGUGUGUGGCGACAUUGCCUCAGGGUACCACUACGGCGUCGCCUCUUGUGAGGCCUGCAAAGCCUUUUUUAAAAGGACGAUACAAGGAAACAUCGAGUACAGCUGUCCUGCAACCAAUGAGUGUGAGAUUACCAAGAGGAGACGAAAGUCCUGCCAGGCCUGCCGUUUCAUGAAAUGUCUUAAAGUUGGCAUGUUGAAGGAAGGCGUACGUCUGGACCGGGUGAGAGGCGGGAGACAGAAGUAUAAACGGAGGUUGGAUGCUGAGAAUGGAUCCUACCUCGGCCUCACCCUCCCUCCCCCAGCCAAAAAGCCCUUGACAAAGAUUGUUUCGCAUCUCUUGGUGGUGGAGCCAGAGAAGAUCUACGCCAUGCCGGACCCGACCAUGCCUGACGGCGACAUCAAGGCCUUGACCACCCUGUGCGACCUGGCUGACCGCGAGCUUGUGGUCAUCAUCGGCUGGGCCAAACAUAUCCCAGGUUUUUCUACACUGUCCCUGGCAGAUCAAAUGAGUCUUCUGCAGAGCGCCUGGAUGGAGAUCCUGGUGCUGAGCAUUGUGUUUCGUUCGCUGCCCUGCGAGGACGAGAUUGUAUAUGCAGAGGACUAUGUGGUAGAUGAGGAGCAGGCGAGGAUCUCGGGCCUGCUGGAUCUUCACGUCGCCAUCCUGCCGCUGGUGCGACGCUACAAGAAACUGCGCAUGGAGAAGGAGGAGUUUGUCACGCUCAAAGCUAUCGCGCUCGCCAACUCUGACUCCAUGCACAUAGAGAGCAUCGAAGCUGUCCAAAGGCUCCAAGACUCUCUGCAUGAGGCUCUGCAGGACUACGAGGGAUCCCAGCACCCAGAGGACCCCCGACGUGCAGGCAAGCUGCUGAUGACCCUGCCUCUGCUCCGUCAAACCGCCACAAAGGCUGUUCAGCACUUCUACAGCAUUAAAAUGCAGGGCAAAGUUCCCAUGCACAAACUAUUCCUCGAGAUGUUGGAGGCCAAGGCUUGACACCUGGAACAGCUGCAUCAUUCAGUCAGAGACGAGCAAUGGCCCAAGAGAAAUAAAGGUGGAGUGCCAAUUAACAGCCAAAGGAUGACACUUGGGCUCUGAAGUCAUUUUACUUAUUAAAAUAAUAGCAAAAAUUGAAAAAGGAAAAAAAAAAAACUUGGAAUAGUUUUAAAAAGGGUGACUAUAAAUUUGACACAAGUGGGAUGACAAUAAUGUAUAUAGAGGUGUACAGAAAUCAGGCAACUGUGGUCUUGUUAUAACCAGAGACCCAUUGCUCUAUAUCACUUGAGUCUUCUGUGAAUUUGUUUCUUAUUUUGUUUUAAUCUCAAAAUAAAAAAGUGACAGUAUAAAGAACUGUACAGCAACGUAGCCAUAUUUUGUGUUCCAGUUUCUCCUCUUUUCUUAUCUCACUUGUUCCAGCAAAUGACUCUAACUGGUCUUCAUUUACAAGUAUUGUAAAUUUUGGGAAGCCUCACUGGGUGGAAGGGAGAAUUGUUUAAGAUCCUUUCUGAAGUUAUCAUCAAAGAUGGUAAUUUCCACGUAAUUACCUCAUACUUGCUUCAUUGUCUUGAUAUUUUAAUCUGAUUGGUUGGUCAAAUGACAGAGGUAAUUAUCAUUUCUAACUAAAUGUGUGUCUGAAUUGUUCACUCGUUCAAAUUACUAUCCACUUCAGAGACAGUCCAACAUUUACCAACAAGUUUUAAAUGUUCAAACUGGAAUUUCAUCCUCUUUGUAUUGCUGUGGAAAUUUGUAACAUGCAACAGGCUUAUGUACAGUUUAACACUAAAUUCUUCACUAAAUUGACGUUAGUGCACUGCACCCUGAGUUGACAGAUCAUGCUUAUUACUCUUCAAAAUGCCAAUAUUAGCAUUCUAAUUUACAGGGAACUUUACAUUCCCUGUAAAAUGCGUUAAAAUUCUGAAAUUUUGAAGGAUUUUCCGAAUUUAGAUCAGUGCAUUGAUCAGUGCACACAGGUUUGUGGAUAUGAGAGAUUAAAAAUAGAUUACAAAGGGAAAUAUUCCACAAUACACACUGUAUUCUCAUAAUCACUAGUUAACACCACAAAAUUAGUGACAGAACGAGUGAACUUUUCAUUCGCAGCAGAAAUGUUUGCACUUAUGAUUAAUGUGACAAAAUGAAUACUAACACAAGUUGGCUAUUGUUUAGUGAUUUUUAGGAAACUGCACUUCUUCCCCAUUCUUUUUGUGCUGACACUGGAAACUAAACAUGCUGUGAAACCAACUCAACAAUGAUAAGCUAUAUCUUGUACUGAUGAAAGUGUUGUUGUUUUUUUUCCCUAAAAUUAUGUAAUUAUCAACCGAUACAACAGGAGGUUCAUGCUAUAAAUACCAACUUUGUGAGGACUUUAGGUGCUUGUUUGAUGCUAUGCUAGUUUUUAAGGCUUUUAAUUUUAGCCAGCAUUGUAAUUGAUACCAUUUAUUUAUAGAAGUUUUGUAUUUUUAGUUCCAUCUGUAUUUGUUUAACUCAGAAACUUGGUGUCACUGAUAUUGAUUUUGCCUUGAAGCUCUUUAGCCGUCAUCUGACGAGGCUAAUAUUUUUGCAGAAGCUAUCAGAGAAGCUACCAAACAUCAAGAUGGCAAACGUAUUACAGUUGGUCUUCUGUGCAAGUAAUUGUUUUACUUCAAUACUUUUGAUUCAUUGAGGUGAAAGUGCAUUCUCACUCGAACUCCUAUUAAUCUGAAUCGUUUUUUAGCCUGGGUAAUAUGGCGAAUUCAAGGAAAGUCACAUUUUGUUUAGUAAAUUCUGGAAUUAGCAUCCAAGUAAAACAUUCAGCGGCUAGAGUUUUUGACUUUUCUGGGGUUUUUACUGAUUGUUUUGUUUGGGUUUGGUUUUUUUUUUGUUGUUGUUUUUUUCUCAAUUUUAACACAACCAGUGGUCUUGGGGGUUUUAUUUAGCUUAUAAUGUCUUCCUUGAAUCCCAACGGAAAUCAGACUGCUCAUGAAAUUCUUGCAGAUUCAUAACUAAAUAAGAAUAGAUUAUCAGCAGUACUAAUACUUGAUAUCCUACUUUUUGGUUGAAGGGAUAUUUAACAACCAAAGUAAUUUUUGGAUUAUUGUUACUAUAUGAGACUUAUUUUCUCUCCAAAUGUGGAUCACAGGGUAAAAUGUUGAAGCUCAGCUUAAACUUUGAAGAGACUUACAGUUUCUUGUAAUUUUUUAAGUCACAUCUAAGUUUGAAUAUUUUUCAUCAUUUUGGAUAACACAAGAUAGGGUACCUUAUUGCAUCUGUAACGAUGUACUGUGCAUCAUUACAGCUCACUGACAUUUAGCAUAUUUGUUUUUUUAAUGGCGGUGCUAAACAUUCAGAAGCAACACUUAAAUUGAAACAUGAGUAUAAUCCACAAUUAAUCAUAGGUUUUAAGAGCGUAGUAUCUGCCAGAUGCAAACUAGUUACCAAAGGAUACUGUUCAUUUUGCUUCUUCACCAGUUUUACAGUUUUGGUGUUUUCAUAUAUGACUUGUUUGGAUAUGAAAAUAAAAUACCUUCUACCUACUGAAUAGUGGAUGCUUUGGAUAAAUGUAGAAAAUAAAGGAUUCAAAGUAAUUUUGCAUAAACUACAAACAAAUUUGGAGUGACUCCAAUAAAUUAAGAUGGGGAUCAUAGUUAUGAGACUUUAAUCAUUACAUAAAGUUAAAUUGAAUUGGAAUAGAUUAAAAUGAAUAAAAAAUUAAUUAAUUUUAAGUCAACAUAAAAUAAAUAAAUUACAUUUAACUGUUCUUUGUGAUUUACGAUAUGUCUAUUUUUAUUUCAACUUUAUUUAUGUCCCAAAUUCAUCUACCUAACAUUCAACUACUUAUCUACAAAGAGAAAUGAAAUUAUGUGCAUUGGUUACAUACAUGGAGCGAAAUGAUAAGAUUACAGGUAGGGAGUGUAAGUAGGGUGAAAGGAAAUGGUAAAAAGUUGUUAAAAAUGGGAAUAUGAACUGGUGAAGGGGCAAACUGACAUGAGUUGACUCUAAAUUAUUUAAAGACAUUACCAAGCAUAUCAUAAUAUUGCCUCAGUUGAUGACAUAUUUCUUACAGUUUUGUUAAUCUAAGCAGUUAAGAAGGAACAUUUAACAAAUAUGUGUCAAUAAUAAGAGAACAGGUUACUCAGCAGCUUUUAGGGAUUUAGUGAGAAAAUAUAAAUUCCACACGAAGGCUGUCUUUAAAAAGUCAAGUGCCAUUAGCUUCGCCCAAAAGUGAUGGAAGCAUACGCAACUAGAAACUCUGAGGCUCUACCAGAGAGACGAUAUUAAUUAACUAGAAUAUAAUGCAUAGAUUAUUUUAACCGUGCGUUGAUGAGAAUAGUUUCCAUGGUGCAUCUCCCCAAUUGUUAACCAGCUUAUCCAUCCCCAAGUGAAACAAGGGAUUUAUUACCUCUGAUUAGUAUCAAACCAAAGCAGAAACACUCACACAACUGCGUUUAUGAAAUGAUGAGCUGUUUUUACAUAAAUAUGUUAUUCACAACAUAAUAAUCAUGGGUAUAGUUCAGUUCUGUUGUGUUCAUUUACUCUAAGUUCGUGAUAGUGAAGAAGGCACAUCCAUCCAUCCAUUUUCGAACACCCUUGUUCCUAGUGGGGUUGCGAGGGGUGCUGGUGCCUAUGUCCAGCUAACGUUCCGGGCGAGAGGCGGGGUACACCCUGGACAGGUCGCCAGUCUGUCGCAGAAGAAGGCACACAUCUUUUUUAACAUAAGAGAAAGACUGAAGUGUAAUUAGGACAUGAGAAUAUAGUUAUUUUUCUUUUUAAUGCUAGCAGCAUAAAUUACACCCCCAGUUCCUGUUGUUUUUGUUGUAAGGAGAACCUUUAAACCUGUUGUGACUUAACUGACAGAAAAAAGGUCAUUUUAAAUUCUCCCCACUCACAAGUUAAUGUAAUAAAAAAAAAUUUUAAAAUGCCUAAUUUAUGUUCAGACAUCUAAAACGGUUCUACAAUAUCCAAUUAAUUCUAAUUGUGUCCUAAGCUGAAAUUCUCAAAAGAAAUGGAGCAAUUAAAUUUCUGCUUUGGCUCUACUCUGGGGACGAGAGGCGUUUUAUUUUAGCUGAUGGUGGAGAGGCUUUUUCAUCUAAGUCUCUACAAAAGGCGAUUUCAUGAGUAUCUGUAAUAGUUUCCUAACAGAGCAGCAGCGAUCACUGGGCUAUGCAAGGCAGUACGGCCACCUGUGUUCCUUAUGUUUGGAGCAUCCGACUGACUUGUAGUUGUGCUUUGUUUACAACUUGAACAUACUGUAUAACUGCAUCGUGCAAUUCACUGUAUUAUACUGUAUCUGCUGUGCAUUGAUGUGACUAUGAUCACGUGUUAGGUUUGCCACUUUAAUGUAUUCUCAUGGGGACUAGGAACAUAUUUACAGCCCAGUGUAUUAUACAAGUCUGUUUCAAGUGAAUAAUGAACGAGUUCAUUGUGUUUGUUUUAAGAUGAGAUUGUUUUUCUGUAUUUUUGUCUCUCGGUUUCUCUGUGUGUUUUGGUUAUCAGCAAAGCAGGACGAACAGCGACUAAAGUCGUCUAGACCCUAUACCUCAAUUCAUAUUUUGAAAAUUACACUGGGCUUGGAAGCGGGCCAUGGGAUUCUCCUGGGAGUCAGUGGCACAGAAAUAAAGUGACAUCACCGGCUGGGUAUUAAAAAAAAUGCAGAUGAAGUUACCGCAAUUGGUGGUGGGGGAGGAGGCGCACAUUCCUCGGAGGAAAGCUACUUAUUCGUUGCUCCAUUUGCGGACUUACCUCAUCUCCAUGCACUCUGAGAUGACGAGAUUUACAUAAAACAUGGAAGAACCUCCCCGGCCGAUCUGUUCCACAGUGUAAAGAGGAACCUGCUAGGUGUGCGCACCACAGACUAGUGAUUACCCAAGAAGUUUCUCUCCCUCUUCAAAAGCAAUAUGUUUGCAUUUGUGAUAUAUGAAUCAAGUUAAAAGGGAGCUUUGGUUCAUUGUAAUUACAAACUUUCUUCAUGCUUGAAGGGGGGACAGGCUAACUAUGUGCACUGUUCUGUGAAGAAAAGAAAAUGAAAAAAAAAAUAAUGGAAGGAAGCCAAACACAGCUGGGAUUCACUGGACAGGACUCUGUGGCAUUUUCAUGUGUUUUGUUAGUUGUAUUUAUGCCUACUGUAUCCAUGUGUAAAUAAAUGCUUUUGUGGGGGAGUAGGACAGCCAGAUUUAACAAUGCACUGAAUGUACAGUGACAAUAAAAAACACAAUUUAUGAAA
Molecule: messenger RNA, 6988 nt
Organism: Xiphophorus couchianus (Monterrey platyfish)
Lineage: Eukaryota; Metazoa; Chordata; Actinopteri; Cyprinodontiformes; Poeciliidae
Gene: esrrgb
Product: estrogen-related receptor gamma b
Exons: 7
Coding region: 418-1788 (456 amino acids)
Biological process (GO): regulation of DNA-templated transcription
Cellular component (GO): nucleus
Molecular function (GO): zinc ion binding; nuclear steroid receptor activity; steroid binding
Source: RefSeq, a predicted model, not a curated record